AGAUCUUGGUCCGCAGUCGAGAAUCGUAGUUUUCCGGGAAACGUAUGGCAUAUUCCCGGUCGAGUGUUCGAAUUUUCACUGCCAUGUCGCGUCUAGUUGUCGCCGAUAGAAACCGUCGCUUCGUUUGAGCGUUUCGCGGGAAAAAAGUUGGAAAAUUUGUUUGUUGAUUAUUAAAUGUUAGGUUAGGUUAGUUCAGCAUGGAAUUCUAAAUUGAGGACUUCGAGAAAUUGAUAUAUAAAGUGAAUGAAGGAAUUACAACAGUAAUCAUAAUUUUUCUGAUAGUAUUUUAUAAUCUCGGCGGAUAAUGUCAGCUGCUGUUUGGAUCUCAAUCUCAAUAUUAACUGUCCUCUACAUUUCAUUAUCAGGAUUGGUAUCGGCACAAAGUUCUCAAAGGGGAUCUACAGGACCGCCUCCUCUUACAGGAAAGUGUAAAAUUUAUGAGUUUCGGUGCUCUAAUGGUCGUUGUAUACCUCUAAAUCGAUAUUGCAAUAAUAAAAAUGAGUGUGGAGAUGGAUCCGAUGAACCGAGAUAUUGUACAAGAUGUAACAAAACUUACUAUGGAGUUAUUGGAAAAACUUAUGACUUAGAAUUACAUCGUCCGAAAGAAGACAAAAUUCCUUUUAUAUGCUUUCUGACUUUUACUGCAAAUGGUGGUGAUUUUGGUGACCUGAUACAGUUGACAUUUGACAGUUUCACCUUGGGCCGAUUCGUGUCUUUCACAGCGGACGGAUGUCCGGAUGGUGCCUUACAAAUAUCGGAAUCAAAUAGACCCCAAGUGGGAGGUUCUUGGUGCGGAACAUCUUGGGGUCCCGCCAUCUAUUACAGCGAAACCAAAAGUGUUACGGUGUCCGUCAAUCUAUACCGGCUUUCUAAGGUAGAAAAUGGAUACAAUUUCGAUUAUAGAAUGGAGUAUAAAUUUCUGAAAAGAAAGUCGGCUAUCGUACGAUAUGGAGGACGUCAACCUCCUUCAAUAUUCAAUAUUACCGAACCUAGUACUGCAACGGAUCCAGAGCCGGAAUACUAUUUAGGUGAUUUAAUAUCGGGAACAUAUUGCUCUCGAAUUUUCAGCGACUGUGAUAGGAAACACUGCCGUCUUCAGUCUCCCAACUUUCCGGGAAUAUACCCCCGUAAUUUGACUUGCUACUACGCCGUCAGACAGCACGAGAUACCACCAGGAAAACACGCCUUAAUCACCGUUCGUCAACCAAAAGGUCAGCUCGUAUCCAUACGUAGUCAAUCAGCUUUAUUUGGUACGGCAACACCAAGCGAAAUUAAAGUAUGGGACGCCUGUAACGACGUUCAAGAUUACGUUACAAUUUAUGACGGUUACACUACGAGAGAUCCUGUGAUUUUGAAGUUUUGUGGAGGUGGUGAAGAAGUACCGCCAGCUGUGUCCAGUGGACAUGAACUGCUUGUGGAGUUUUCGUCUUCUCCUUAUGGUACUUUCUUGCAUCCUACUCCCGUUCAAGCGUUGCAUGGAUUCCAACUAGAAGUUGAGGUAACUUUCGUUGAUAUUCAAUCUCCGUCGUUCACUAAACAAAAACGAAACUGCGAAUUUUGGAUUCGUGGUACCAAUCGAGGAGUAGUGGAAAGCCCGUUACAUUCUAUACCAGCUAAUACAACAUGCCUUUAUCAUCUUCAAGGUCUCGAUGCUACGAUUUCUCCUUCACCUUCACCAUCUCACAGGACGCGUUAUCCAGAUUGGAGGCAUGUUGGUAUGAUUUUACCGCCCCCUAGAUAUCGAGUUUGGUUAAGUGUAUUGAAGUUUCAUGUUGCGAGUGUUUGGGAUCCAAAAAAACCCGAUCAGAUAUGUAGGAGUUACUUGAACGUAUGGGAUGGGCAGCUUUGGACGCCAUCUAAUUGCGAUGGUUUGUACUGUUCAAGUAUAAGAGACAAAUCGAAAAACCGUCAAAGUUCCGCUCUCCAAUCAUCUUCCAGUACAAGUAACAAGAAAAACGUCACUAUGUUGGCCCGUUAUUGCAGAGAGCACGUACCGAGAAGCUGCGACCAUUCUCUUCUGGGAAAUUUGACAAGAUUUCCCAGACCAUGUACGUUGGCUGAAAGUUUCCUGACAUCCGGGGACAGUCUCACCCUUGAACUGAGGGUAGCCGAUUCAACCGCCUUAAAACCGGUUACGUUCAAGGCCCUCUACGAAUUCGUUGACCUGCAUCUAGACGGAGAGCCUUACGGGGACGGGCCGUGUUCAAGAAAGUUUGGAGACAUUUCCACGCGGUCUGGAAUGUCGGGCAGUCUAGGGAGAGGGUUCGGAGAAGAAACUCAGCAUUUCAAAUCGCCUCGAGAUAUUUUUCUAUACGGUAGAGGAGGAGCUAAAAACAUCAGUUGCGUCUACCGUUUCGAAGUAAAAAAAGACGAACGCAUCAAAAUAACAAUAACCGAGAUGAUAGUAAAGAACCGCCGAUGUGAAACAGUUAUCAGCAGAGAUACUAAUCAAUUAGAAUGUUUCGGGAAUACAUCAGCCACCCUCAGAUUCUACGAAGUACCAUGGAACGACGUACCGGGUGUUCCGAAAGACUGUCUGUGCGCUGUGGAUAAAAGUAGACUCAUUCCGUUUACAUAUUUUUCAACGUCGAAUGUGGUAGAAUUACGAUUCAACGUAAUGGGAAUGAAUGCGUCAGAUGAUUUCGAUACGCUUUUAUUCGAAGGACAUUGGAAAUAUAUAAAAACUCCCGGAUGUAGGAAAAACUUGAGAUAUAGAGGAGCCAGCGGAGAGAUUGCUUUUCAUUAUCCUACGUCCUUCGAUGGGAUUAACUGCGAAUCGAAUCCCAGAGUGAUCAUUCCUGGACUGAACAAGUAUUUAUACGUUAAAAUCAAUGGUUUCAUUAUGCGUCAUUCAACUCGCAAAGGUAACUCGACUAUCAAAACUCUCAUCACUGGCCAGAAAUGUGAGCACGCGAACAGAAUAGUAGUUCAUACUGCUGUCUAUUCGGCGUUAAUAUGUCCUUCUUCUUCAACGUACCGACAGCAUAUCGUAGAAGUAUUCUCUGAAGGAUGGAAUUUGAAAAAAGCACACGAAGCUAUCGACGGGAUGUCACUAGAUAAAAUAGAAAUAGAUCGUUUAGGUACGGAAUUAUCAAAAACGGUUGUUGUUGAAUUUUAUGGUAGAGAAGAAGCGGAAUAUUAUGUUAAUUGGUUGGAACUUUCUAGGCGAAGAGAUGUUCCUCCUAAUGGUUUAGGACUCUUCAUGAUGCGUCCAGAUGAUUGUCAAUAUCGUUGUCCAGAAUUAGAUGCUUGUAUCAAUGCAAGCGUAUGGUGUGAUGGUGUUGAAGAUUGCCCUUCAGGAAUAGACGAAGCUAUAACACACUGCUCUAUAUUAUUGCAACUACCUCCACUUUAUCUCUUCUUCGGAGCUUUGGGAGUAAUCCUUUCCAGUUUUUUGACUGGUGUAAUUCUUUGGAAAACAUGUCGUCGAAGACCAAGAUCAAUCCUUCAAACGCGACUAAAAAGCUUGUCUUCCGACACUGCCAUCAUCGACGAUAGAGAUAUAAUUUGCUGACACAGCGAUAAUUCUGUAAGAUACGUAGAAAUUGACAGAGUAACUACUGUCUGACGCACGAAUUUCUACGUUUCUCACAGAAUUGUGAUUAGCAAAUUUUUUAUAAAUUUUAGUAACAAUGUCAGUAAAUAAGUUGAUAGUGUCUUGGUAUUUUUUUAAAAAGAUCAUAUUGAUCUUAUUUUAGUUGCUCGCGAAUGACGGAUAAGAGUCGCCAUAAGAAUUCCGUUUGGGUUUUUUUAACGAUAUUGAGGUAUUUUUCGGUUUUUAUUCGUCAAAAUCUAACCAAAUAUGAAACGCUCUCUGCGUCAGAAAAGUCCUAGUUUUGAGCCAGAUUUGAAAAUGUGCUUAUUUGUUGGCGCUUCUUUUAUAUGAAUAAUUUUUUUGAUUUAACUCUUUCUACGUCUUGAUCCAAUUUAUUGCCAUGUUUACUUUGACAUCUAUUUCCACAGAUUAUGUUCAAAUUCCAAUGUUGAUUUCACUAAUUUUCACAUCAAAAUUUUUAUGAUGCGCGACCUUGUAUUAACUGACUAUUGCAGGUUCUCUUUUUCUACAGUCUUCUAAGAGACUAUUUUCGAUCUUCUUUUUUCUCCUUCUGUCAAUAGUCAUUCAUUUAUUAUAUUUUAUUUAUAAUAUUGUAUUUUCUUAUGGAGACAAAGAAAAACGUGGUUGGAAAUAUAUAAAUUUGAUAAGAAGAAAUUGAUCGAAAUAGAAUUACAUUGAAAUUCAUAUUUUUUUGAGUUUGCAGAAUAGUUUAUUGAAAUACAAGUAACAAAAGACUUUUAAUUCCAGCAAGAGCACAGAAGGAACGAAUGCUGGAAUGGCCCCUGUUACGAGUGUUUUAUACUAUUUUCUCCGUAUCGGAUUCUAUUGAAAUUAUUCAUUUAUAGAAAAGUUUUGAAAAAUAUACAUUACGGAUAGUACACCGUAACGUAGGGGGUCGGUUGAUAGCACUGAUUCAUGUUCAACAGUGGAAGUACUAUUUGAUUUAAAAUUUUGUCUAAGUCAGUCAAGAUUAGGUAUUUCCAAAAAAAUUUCAAAUUCAUAUUUCGUGACUACAUUUACUUUGUCUAAAAACUUCAUAUGAUUUAUUGUAAAUAGUAUUGAAAUAACCUCACCUGUCAGCCGUCAAAAUUAAACUUAUUCAGGGGCACCAAUCCUCUAUAAAAAGUUACUCAAAAUCAUUUAAGAAUGUUGUUCAUUACACGAGCAUGCGUGCGAGAAUAACGUAUCGAAACAGAGAAAUAUUUUACUGUAUUAUCAUUAUUUGACAUAGAGCAUAAUAAAGUUCAAACCAUUCGAUGCAAAACAAAAUAAAAGAAAACCCCUUUUUCUCUUCUGUGUGGCAGUCAAUUUUCCAAAAUAAAAAUGAGAUAACGCCAGUACCCAAAAUCCAUUGAUUCACCACAGAAGACGAAUAAUUCAUCCAACAAUUAGCCGUUGUAACUAGAUCUGAUACUAGAAUUGGAAAUUGCAUAAUAAAGUUGAAAUUACGAGAACUUAUAUAAUCACCUGAACUGCUAUGUUUGCAGGUGAUCAAAACACAUUAAGUGCUGCGUUGCCUUGCUUAAUAAUGUCAAACAUCGUUUAGGAAUUGGAGAAGAUGUACGUUUAGAACCAAGUUUUUUCAUUUAACAUUUAAAAAUACUAAGACACGAUAUAGUUCAACGAAUACUGAUUCUUUUAUAUUUUUUAGUCCUGGACCAAUAACUAAUUUUAAGGGAGUUUUUUAGAGUUGUGAUUAUAAAUUUUAGGGUCACUUGUUAGACAAUUAUCAAAUUUAGAGCUUUUUAAUCUAGAUUAGUACUUAUAUUAUAAUAAUACUUACCACCUCUUUCAACAUGUUUUUCACGGUUUGUUACUAGAUAGUUCGAUUUUAUAAAUUAAAAAAAUUGAGGUAUACAUUCUUCAGAAUAUCCGUUGUUAAAGGCUAACAAAAAUAUUUAUUUAUUAUUUAUUUAUUGACACUAACCUACAACAUAAGGACCAAUUAAAAGGUGGGAAAGACAUACAUAAAAGUUACCAAUUAAACUAUUAAAGUGUACAAAUAAACGAUGGUACAUUUAGAUGAAAUGCAAAUAAUAUACAAAUAAAAAGACGAAAAAAGUAAAGUGAAAGUUUUCGUUUUCAUGAUUCAUUCGGUAUAAAGUUGAGAAUUUGAGAACAUUGGCUCUAGCAACGGGAAAGUAGAAUAGAAGGAGACCAGGUGGCCACUCAAGGAGUAUGUAUUCUUAAAAGACCUAGCAGUUCUCGUCAAUUUUAUUCGUAAAAUCGUUGUAUCAGUGUGUUAUGAGGUAUUCUUUGUGAUAGAUAAAUAUUGUCAGACAGGAACCACAUAUAUUCGACAUACUUUCAGUGAAUAUUAUUCAAUUUUCUGAUAUCAGUUUGGUAGCUUGAGUCCCAUAUAAGAGAGUCCUACGGUAAACUGCCUAGAACUUCUCAGUACGAAACUGAGGAUUCUAAAGACUCCACUUAGGAUAAUUUUAGUAUGUUUAGAAAAUUUUAAUUUACAAUGAAAUGUAACACCAAUAUCUUUGAAUGCUGCAGACAUUUCAAGCACAAUAUUAGGAAUGCGAUAAUUAAAAUGA
Molecule: messenger RNA, 6099 nt
Organism: Diorhabda carinulata
Lineage: Eukaryota; Metazoa; Arthropoda; Insecta; Coleoptera; Chrysomelidae
Exons: 14
Coding region: 305-3514 (1069 amino acids)
Cellular component (GO): plasma membrane
Molecular function (GO): protein binding
Source: RefSeq, a predicted model, not a curated record